Megalobrama amblycephala (Wuchang bream) is the source of this 1108-nucleotide messenger RNA. RefSeq lists its product as uncharacterized. The transcript has 5 exons. NCBI's taxonomy places the organism in Eukaryota, Metazoa, Chordata, Actinopteri, Cypriniformes, Xenocyprididae. Bases 103 to 816 code for a protein of 237 amino acids. The record is from RefSeq and is a predicted model, not a curated record.
CUCCUCCUCACUUCACUUUCUGCCUCCUCGACUUGCAGUCAGACGAUACGACUGUAGCUGACAAGAGAUUGCUGACUAGUAAAGGACCUGAUUGAGACCACAAUGAUUCCUAUUUUGAAGCUCUUGCUGGCUUUGGCCACAGUUUUGGGGGUUGUAGUCAGAGGUCAGAAUCUGAUAUGUGAUGGCAAUUUUGAGAGGAAUCAGCUUCAAAACGCCGCCCAGAACGCACUAAACACUAUUGGUUCUACUCGCACGCUGACUGCUUCUAAUAAGCUAGCAGACCGGGGCCAGCAUGUCUUCAACAACAACCUCCUUAAGUUCCACCGCAGUGUUUUGGAGGGCCUGCUGAAUGAAGUGGGGGGCUCUGAGCAGCUGAAUAACCUGAUGGAGGACCUGAAGCCCCUCAGUGAAGAUCAACAAAAAGCAAUUAGCACAACAAUGGUGGCCCACUUCAGUCCGAAGGACGGUUAUGUGGAUUAUAAUGCAGCUGUGUAUGGAGCGUAUGUGGAGGAGCUCCGAAAGGCACUUGUGGCAUACCUCAAGGGUUGUACAUCUAACAACCAAGGUGACAAAUACAAACUCCAUGAAAAGCGUUCGCGGGUGCAGUUCAUCGCCGAUGAGAUGGUGAACCGUAAUGUGUUUGUGGACCCAAUGGCCUGCGAUCACUGGCUGAAGAAGGACCAAAACAAACAUGUGAAACAGUUCAAUGAGAUCAGAGCUGCAUUGAAGAAAAUGAUCCAGAACAUCCUGAAGGACUUCAAAGAAGUGUCCAAAAAGAUCAAAGUCUUUCGUGAGAGAAACAGCUGUAGCAGCUAGAGACAUCAAGAGAUCUGUCUUCUGACCCGAAAUGAUCACUGGGAGGAGCUCUUCUUUCUGAAAUCAAUAAGCAAUGCUUUGGUUUUACCCACAUUCACUUUUAAAUCACAUGAGCUAAUAAUAAUAAUAAUAAUAAUAAUUUAAACUCUCUUUAGGCCAGAUCAUUGCCUUGUUUAAUUAAACUCAACAGGGCUCUAUCAUCUCAAAACUCAAGUAUUUGACUAGAGACCGUACGAUGCCAUGGGACUCUUUUUAUAGUUAAAUAAGAAUAGUUGACCCAAAAAUGAGAAUC